Messenger RNA from Hemiscyllium ocellatum (epaulette shark), 5574 nucleotides. Its product is annotated as xanthine dehydrogenase-like. Gene Ontology annotation, molecular function: iron-sulfur cluster binding; FAD binding; iron ion binding. The record is from RefSeq and is a predicted model, not a curated record. NCBI's taxonomy places the organism in Eukaryota, Metazoa, Chordata, Chondrichthyes, Orectolobiformes, Hemiscylliidae. The transcript has 29 exons. Bases 373 to 4104 code for a protein of 1243 amino acids.
UCUGAAUGAGUACAUCUCCAAAAACAUAUUAAAAAGUUCAAAGAGAUCAAUGAGAAAACACAAUUCCACUUGAUCAGCUCGCCUUUCACUGGAACACAGUGAGCCGCACUGCGAUGCAUGGGAGCAACGAGUCCACGAACAGUGUGAGGGGAGAGAGUCCCGGAGCAGAGUGAGGAAAGAGUGUCCCGGAGCAGAGUGAGGGGAGAGAGUCCCGGAGCAGAGUGAGGGGAGUGAGUUCCGGAGCAGUGUGAGGGCAUUGAGUUCCAGACUGAGCCUGAUUUCCAGGAGAGAGUCCUGGAACCUACCUUGGAGCAGCUGAGUGCCGUGUCAAAUAUCGAUCCACGAACUCCGCUGGCCCCAUACCUGCACUUCAUGCUUCUCCUUCAUGGAACAAAGACCAUGUGUUUUGAAAGCGCCUGUGGAAGCUGUACAGUGGUGCUUGAAUAUGAUGACCCAUUGAAACCAGGAAAGAGGAUUGCCAUAUCAGUGAAUUCAUGUUUAUACCCAGUUGGUGCUCUCCUGUCAUUGAAGAACCAUCAAAUUCUAACAAUAGAGGCACUGGGGUCUUUGAAGAAAGGUUUACAUCCCAUACAAAAGCGACUGGCUGAUUACAAUGGAAGUCAAUGUGGAUUCUGCAGCCCAGGUUUUGUCAUGCAGAUGUUUGGGCUUUUGAAGAACAAUCCAACUCCCAGUGUCCAAGAAGUGGAGGAUAACUUUGAUGGAAAUGUCUGCAGAUGUACAGGUUAUCGGCCUAUUUUAGAUGCUAUGAAGAGCUUUGCAAAAGAUUCAGAUGCAAGACUGAAAGGAUCUCUCAUUGACAUAGAGGAUUUGACGAUAUGUCCAAAGACAAAGCAACCUUGUGGUCAAAACAGUUGCACUGGUCCAGCAGAGGGCUCCGACAUCUUGCUGUAUGACGAUUUUGGAAUAAAAUGGUAUCAACCUGAAUCACUCCAUCAGCUGUACAAUAUAAUGCAGGAGCACAUCAGAAAAUACAUCAAGCUUGUCAAUGGAGACACUACUAAAGGUAUCUACAAGGGAAGUCAAUAUUUUAAAAUCCUUAUUGAUGUGAAAGGAAUCCCUGAUCUUUACAAGGUCACUAUGGGACCUACUGGCUUAAAGGUGUCUUCCAAUGUUACCCUGAGUUCACUCAUUGACUACCUGAAAGAGUACUCUGACCAAUCACCAAGCUACAAUAUGAUAGCUUCUCACUUACUGAAGAUUGGAAAUGUGCAAGUGCGAAAUAUUGCAGGUUGGGCUGGAAAUUUGAUGAUGAAGUGGUACCACCGUGAGUUUCACUCUGAGGUAUUUGUGAUCUUUGAAGCAGCUGGUGCAAAGUUGACGAUUGGAUAUAAAGGUGGAAAGAAAACCUGUACACCACUGCAGUUCCUUGGUGUCAAUAUGAAAGGAAAGGUUCUUUUGGAUGUGGAAAUUCCAAAGCUGAAAGAGAAUGAAAUGAUGAACUGCUAUAAAGCUAGGUGCCAAACACAGAAUUCCCAAGCUUAUGUGUGUGCUGCGUUUCGGGUGCAAUUGAAAACUUCGUCUGGUAUUAAGUCAGUGGAAUCUAUCUCAAUGGUAUACGGUGGAAUCAGUAAGAAUUUCAUUCACGCUUCUAACACGGAAAAAUACCUCCAAGGCAAGGACAUCACUUCCGAUGAGACUUUGCAAGAUGCCUUGGCAAUACUUGCAAAGGAGAUAAUUCCUGAUGACAGUAAUCCACUAGUUGCAAGAGCAGAAUACAGACAAUCUCUGGCACUUGGGCUUUUCUAUAAGUUUUUCCUAUUUUUGCUGGAUGAAGGAUAUGUUACACCCUGCAAUCGGAGUGCCAUAUAUUCUUUGAAUCGUCCUGUAUCCUCAGGAAAACAAACGUUCAGCAGCAAACCAGAAAACUAUCCUUUGACAGAGCCUAUGACAAAAUUAGGGGCCUACAACCAGACCACCGGUGAACUACUUUACGUCAAUGACAUAUACCCUCAACAAAAUGAGUUAUUUUCAGUAUUUUGUCUGAGCAAAGUGGGAAAUGCAACAAUCAGUCACAUUGACACUUCAGUGGCUGAGAAAUGGAUUGGCGCUGUCAAGGUAAUCUUAGCAAAGGACAUACCUGGAUCCAAUACAUUUAUGCCUCCACCCUUUGAGGUUGAAGAGAUUUUAAGCAGUGGUCCUGUUCUGUAUGCUGGGCAGCCAAUCGCAUUAUGCGUUGCAGUUUCACAGCAUUUUGCUCUGGAGAUGAUAGAAGAAAUAAAGGUCACCUACAAAGAUGAAAAACCACCAAUAGUGACCCUGGAGGACGCUAUUGAGCAAAAGUCCUUUCAUCCAUUAUCAGGAAAGGAAUUAGUUGUUGGAGACCCUGAAGGUAUUAUUUCAGAAUCUCUUCACCAAAUUGAAGGGGAAGUUAGAGCAGGUGAACAGUAUCAUUUCCACAUGGAAACACAGAUUUGUCGGUGCACGCCUACUGAUGAUGGUUUGGAUGUCCAGGCAUCUUGCCAAUGGUUGGACUUAGCACAACAAGCUAUUGCCGGUGCAUGUGGAAUACCUGCCAAAGAUGUUAAUGUCAAAGCGAAUCACAUGGGUGGAGGUUUUGGAGCUAAAGUUACACGAGCCAACUUAGUGGCUUGUGGUGCAGCGUUGGCAGCACAUUUACUUAACAGACCUGCUCAGUGCCUAAUGGAUCUCACCGCCAAUAUGAAAGCAAUUGGCAAACGCCAUGGCUAUAUUUUCAAGUACAAGGUGGGGUUUAACGAUAAUGGCACCCUAAACGGGGUUAUCAUUACUUACUAUUGUGAUAAUGGAAGCAGCGCGAAUGACGAUGAAGUAACAGCAUUCUUUGCAUAUUCCGAUAAUGCAUACAAGUGUAACAACUGGAAGCUGGUCCCUGUCGCACUGAAGACGAACCGUGCAGCUCACACAUGGUGCAGAUCUCCAGGUUCAUUACCCAAUAUAUUUGUCAUUGAGACAAUUCUUGAACAUGUGGCCAAAUUUCUGAACUUGGAUCCAAUCGCUGUAAAGCAGAGGAACUUGUAUUUUCAAGGAGACAUCACACCACUGGGCUUCAACCUGCCCUACUGCAGCAUCCGGGAUCUUUACUCAACUCAGUUACAAGAAGUGAAUGUGGUUGAGCGCCUGCAAGCAAUUAACAAAUUCAAUGCAGACAACAGAUGGAAGAAAAAAGGACUGGCAGUGGUUCCCCUCAAAUUUUCCAUGAACUGGACUAAAGGCUUUUACUUGUGCACUGUUUCAAUAUUUGGCAGUGAUGGUUCAGUUAUGAUAACACAUGGUGGAGUUGAAGUUGGUCAAGGCAUUAACACUAAGGUUGCUCAAGUGUGUGCCUAUGCGUUAGAAAUUCCAGUUGAUUUGAUCUCCGUAAAAUCAACCACAACAAUUAGCAGUCCAAACUCUGGUACAACUGGCCGCAGCAUCACCAGUGAACUUAACUGCCUGGGUGUAAAAAAUUGUUGUGAGAUAUUGAAGAAGAGAAUGGACCCAGUGAAGGAUACUCUUCCACCAGGUACCCCUUGGAAGGAUUUGGUGGCUGCCUGUUUUAAAGUCAAAGUGAAUUUGACUGCACAAUAUUGGGUGUCUUGUGAGCCAAGCCACAUCGGUGUCCCUCAAUAUCAUUCAUAUGGAGUGACUGUGGCAGAGGCUGAACUUGACGUCCUGACUGGCGAGAACCAGAUUAAUCAAGUGGACAUGCUCUUUGACUGCGGUGAAAGCUUGAACCCUAUCAUUGAUAUUGGACAAGUUGAGGGUUCUUUUGUCAUGGGUAUGGGAUAUUGGCUGAUGGAGAAGAUGAUCUAUGACCCCAAGACUGGGGAGGUACUGAAUGCAGGGACAUUGCAUUACAAACCACCAUUCAGCAAGAGCAUACCGAUUAAUUUCAACAUUGAACUUUUAAAGAAUGCUCCCAACCCAUUGGGUGUUCUUCGUUCCAAAGCCUCUGGUGAACCUCCCCUGUGUAUGUCCUGUGCCACGUUAUUUGCAGUAAAGCACGCGAUUGAGGCAGCACGUCAAGAUGUUGGGAAGGAUACCUACUUUCCAUUAAGUGGACCAGCAACAGUCGAUGAAAUCCAAACUACGUGCCUCGUGGACUACAAAAACUUUUCAAUCUGAAAACCCAUUACCAAUUUAUACAACCAUAUCAAACAAAGCCAAUCAUUUUGAAUUUUUUGUGUGUGUUUUAUGGUAUUGGAUAAUGCCUUACAAUAUCAACUAUAUAUCCAUCCUGCUUAGUGCUUUACAGUUUAUCCUAUGCUAAUUGAUUGCUUGAGUCAAAUUCUAACCUGCAUGAUGAACAUAAUAAGGAUUAGUUUGCCAUUUGAGUUUCUGCAGAUCUACUUAGCUGAUUGGGAGAAUCUGGAAAUAUUUUAAAAAUUAUUUCUUUCUUUGCAUAUUAUCAUAGUCUGCAGGCUAGAAACCAUAGAAAUAUUAAAAGAAAACAUAGCUUGCACUAGGUUAGAAUUAAGCCCAUUAGAAAUAAGAACAGAAGUAUGUCAUUCCCACCACUCCACUCCUCCCCCCACCCCGCCAGCCCGCUCCACCAUUCCAUGGAAUCAUGGCUGAUCUAACAUUCCUCACAUCCAUAUUCCUGCAUUUUUCCUGUAACCUUUGAUUCCUUGAUGGAUCAAGAAUCUAUCUAUCUCGGCCUUAAAUGUGCACCAGAACUCUGCCUCCAUAGCUCUCUGUAGCAAAGAGUUCUAAAGACUCACAACCCUCUGAGAAAAAAAAUUCUUCCUCGCUUCAGUCUUAGAUUCAUGCUCCUUUAUUUUGUGACAAUGUUUCCUGAGACUGUGUGGGAUAAGAAAGAUGGGGCCUUGCACACAAACAUGUGUUUUCCCAGAUAAGUAUCAAUAAUCUUUCCUCUUAAGACAAUAUUGCGAGCUAGCAAAGCAAAUAAUAAAAGCCCCAUCAUUUGAACUCUUCAAGAAUCAGUUUACUUCAGUUUUUUUAAGUUUUCAUUAUUAGGAUGACCAUUUCAGCAGCUCAUGCCUGGUUUAGCUCGUGCUAUGCAGAUAAGUUUUGACAGAAAAUUAUGCCAGCACAACUGAAGCAAGUCUGGCAGCAACUGUGGAGAGAGAAACAGAUUAAUGUUUCAAGUCAAAUGACUUGUCUUUGGACCGUGGAAAGUUAUUGGACUCAAAACGUUCUCACUCCACAGAUGCUGCUGGACCUGAUGAGAUUCUCCAGCGCUUUCUGUUUUAUUUCAGGUUUCCAGUAUCCAUAGUAUUUUACUUUUAGAAUUGCGAGAUCAGUAGAAUCACAGAAGGAAUGUAUUUGCUGUUGACAUGAAUGCACUUAUGACUAGAGGCGAGCAGCAUUGUUCAGUGAAAUCUAUGUGCUCUCGGUGGUAACCUUACAAAGCCAAUUGGGGGUUGCCAUAAUAAGAAGGGAACAAAGAGCAGGCAGAGGAGCAAGAAACAAGACAAAAAAAGCUGAAACUCAUGAGAGGAGAAGUGCACUCUGUUGUCCAUGUUCAACAUUCAAGUAUGUAGUACAUAUUCUUCUGUAAGUUGAUGCCUGAAUUUAUAAUUGAUGUGUAAGUUUGGCCUGCCUUUCCUUUAAUAAAGCUAGUUCAUAACUGAA